Messenger RNA from Eucalyptus grandis, 1057 nucleotides. RefSeq names its product NADPH-dependent aldehyde reductase-like protein, chloroplastic. The transcript has a single exon. The record is from RefSeq and is a predicted model, not a curated record. Bases 79 to 894 code for a protein of 271 amino acids. Lineage: Eukaryota; Viridiplantae; Streptophyta; Magnoliopsida; Myrtales; Myrtaceae.
CACCGGCUCGAUCUUUGCUAUUCGGAGCCCAUCAACACACGCUCAAUCUCUCUCUCUCUCUCUCUCCAGCUCCGUGCAAUGGCCACAGAAAUCAAGGCCCACGCGGUCAGUCCCGCUCCGCUUCCCCUCGAGGGCCGCGUCGCCAUCGUCACCGGCGGAUCCCGCGGCAUCGGACGCGCCAUCGCCUCCCACCUCGGCUCCCUCGGCGCCCGGCUCGUCGUCAACUACGCCUCCAGCUCGGCUCAAGCCGACGCCCUCGCGGCCGAGCUCAACUCGUCCGGCUCCGACCCUUCCGCGCCUCCGCGCGCCAUCGCCGUCAAAGCCGACGUCUCCGACCCCGAUCAGGUCAAGCGCCUCUUCGACGAGGCGGAGCGCGUGUUCGGAUCCCCGGCCCACGUCUUCGUCAACUGCGCCGGCGUCAUGGACCCCAAAUUCCCCAGCCUCGCCAACACGACGGUGGAGGAGUGGGACUCGACCUUCAAGGUCAACGCGCGGGGCGCGUUCCUCGGGUGCCGGGAGGCUGUGAACCGGCUGAGGCGCGGCGGAGGGGGGAGGAUCGUGAUGGUGACCACGUCGGUCGUCGGGGGCCUCUUCCCCGGGUACUCAGCCUACGCAGCGUCGAAGGCGGCGGUGGAGACGAUGACAAAAAUCGCGGCGAAGGAGCUGAAGGGGACAGGGAUCACGGCCAACUGCGUCGCGCCGGGGCCCGUAGCGACGGAGCUGUUCUUCGCCGGGAAGACGGAGGAGAUGGUGAAGAGGGUGGUGGACGCCUGUCCGAUGGGCCGGCUUGGGGAGGGGAAGGACGUGGCGGAGGUGGUGGGGUUCCUGGCUAGCGAUGCGGGAGAGUGGGUCAACGGUCAGGUGAUUCGAGUCAACGGGGGAUUCGUCAUUUGAAUCUGUCACCGUUUAAGGGCUAGACAUGUUUGAUGAAAUGCGAUUUUGCUUUGGCUGAGCAAUCACAUCCCUUUCUCUUCUCUCUUGUAAUGUAACUUAGAUUCCCUUUUUUUGGCCGAUUGCAAUGUACUUGUUUACAAUAAAGCUUGAAUAUUUGAUUAAA